This is a messenger RNA of Dermacentor albipictus, 1783 nucleotides long. RefSeq lists its product as uncharacterized. NCBI's taxonomy places the organism in Eukaryota, Metazoa, Arthropoda, Arachnida, Ixodida, Ixodidae. The record is from RefSeq and is a predicted model, not a curated record.
GCGCGCGGCGUCUGAAGUUGUGUUUGUCUCUUGGCAGCACCUUCAGUAGGAGCUUAUCAACAUGGCGCCUCGGUUUUUUAACGUCGUUGCUGCACUCUGCUGCUUGCUCGUGGGAACGGUGACCGCAUGCGGUUCUCCGGGUACAACUUCCUCAAGCACCAGUUUCAACUGUCAUGGAGAUGCUGAGAUCAGUAGCACAGCGUCGCAAGCGGCAACGUCUCCGGCUCCGACCAGAGAGCCAACGACUCAAGGACCGCUGCCAUGGCACGAUGGCAAUAGCAGAAGCAGUCGGUGCAGCCCGGAACUCGCCUACCUUUGCUACCAUGAGUUGUCCAUGAAGUUUGUCAUCGACCGCUGGAUUCCUCAACCAAGCGAGAGCGAUGAGCUUUUCCUGCCCUUCUGCCUUACGCCCGAGGAGUUCCCGCUCCACCCUCAGUGCAAAUUCUUCUACUCGGGCUGUUUCGAAAGUGAAAAGCGACAGUUCCGUCUGCACGAACAGGGCUACGACUUUCUUCAGUUCAUGAGCACCAAGCUUGAUAUUUGCAUCUCUCCCGGGUUCCUCCACCAAUGUCUUGACGCCUCUGUCUUGAGAAAUUGUGCUCUCAAGAGGCCCCGUGCGGCUCAGCAUCUGCGCGACUUCAGAAAAGAAAGCUUUGCGCUGGUCGAGGAAUUCAGCGCGUGCAUAAACAGGGCACUGGAGAAGUGCGACAAUGCUACUGAUGCCGAGAAUCUCGACAUAGUCAAGUUGGUGUUGACUGCCACCAGCAACCUCAACUGGUUCGACGAGGACGCAGAGCCCGAGCUGACCACGCCCGUACCCACAACUUCGCAAUCCACCGAGGUGCCUUCGACGACCAAGUAUACCGAGGCCAGCACUGAGGUCACGACUGUGAACACAACGCCCCAGGAUCAGACGUCAACGUCGUCUGCGACAACAGUGGAAGCCUUUACGGCGACUACACAAACGCCAGCGGCUACACAAGCGCCUCACAGUAGCGCACCCACUACGAAAGCACUGGGAGUCCUUGUUUUGGUCGCACUUGUUUUGCUCAUGAUUUGAGCUGAAGGUGCUUAGAAAUUUUAGGAAUGUCAUCGAGUGCACGCGCGAUCCGCAAUUGUGAUCAGCGAGAAAGAGGAGGACACUUUCGUUUACACCAGUGCGGUCUUGUGGAGAAACUACAGGGCUCGGUUUACUUGAAAGUGUAAUUUUGAGAACUACAAUUUGGGGCUUGGGAUGGUCGUCAUCAUCAGUGUGUGUUCUAGACGUAUUCUCUCGGCAAAAGUUGACAUGCUUGGUUGCAUGGUUUGAACGUUAUAAUUAUCAGUGCUUCUAUUUAGUAGCUAUUUUAACUUGUGCAGCCGACGAUACACUAAGUGUUCUGCUUGUCGCGAGCGUUCUGACAAUUGAUACGUUCCGGCGUACAAAUGUAUGCUUGUCAACGAUAACCUAAACACUCCUGGUAGUGAUUUCCAGGAGUUUUGUUUAAUGCUGCUGUAAUGACACUAAUCAUUCGUUAGACGCAAUAAAUAAGUAUGAGCUAGUAACAAAGUAGGGAAACGCUGUUAUAGCAAUAUUCUAUAGGGUCCUCUGCGAAGGGGACAGUGUUCCUGGCCGCAGGUAUUCUACAUGCAGUGAAAACCGGAUCCGAGCUUAACAGGAUGUGCUCGGGGUGCGAAAGUGACGAUAUGUCAAUUACCGUAUACCUGGAUACUGUAAUGUGCCAGAUGGACUGCCAAUUUACUUAAUGAAAUGUUUCUUUUACAUCCAAAUAAAGGAAGAAGA